AUGGAUACGGGUGAAACUAGAGCUACCUCGAGCCAAGCGCAUCUCGAGGACUACCAGAAGCGGAGCACCUCACUGCAGAACCUUGCCACCGAUCAACCGGACCACCAUCUCAGGAAAAGUAUGAUGUCAAUCCAGGAGGAGCUGGACCAUCUGGGACUGCGGAAGGAACAGCAAUCGGCACCGCCCUACCCGCAGCUGAUCUACGGUGGUGACUAUGGGCCCAACACGGACAGCAGCCCGGACAUGGUGGCCCACCACGUGGCGGCCCACCACGUGGCGAUGUGUGGUGGCAACGGGUGGCCCCAGAUACCGGUCGGCACCGGUGAAGGGCCCGGUGUUGGCGUCGGAAUGGGUGUCGGGGUUGGCGUCGACAUGACCAACAAACCGGCCCCGAUGAGCGGCUGGAUGGAUGGGCUGUUUGGCUGCAUGCGGCCCGUCCUGUCGCUGAUCGGCAAAAGCCACAUCAUGGAGAUGAAGAACAAACAGACUGAGGACUGGGAGAUCCCGUACGAAACGAUCUCGGAUAUGGUGUGGCUGGGCAGUGGCGCCCAAGGUGCCGUCUUCUGCGGCAAGCUCCGCAACGAGCUGGUCGCGGUGAAGAAGGUGCGCGAGGCGAAGGAAACCGACAUCAAGCACCUGCGAAAGCUGGAUCACGAGAAUAUCGUCAAGUUCAAAGGGGUCUGCACUCAGGCGCCAGCGUUCUGCAUCAUCAUGGAGUUCUGUCCGCACGGGCCCCUACACAAGAAGCUACAGGACCACGGCGGUAUCAUAUCGCCCCAGCAGCUCGUCUCCUGGUCACACCAGAUCGCCCUCGGCAUGCAGUAUCUGCACUCUCACAAGAUCAUCCAUCGUGACCUCAAAAGUCCCAACAUCCUGAUCGGCGACAAUGACGUAAUCAAAAUCAGUGACUUUGGUACGUCGCGCGAGUGGAACGAGAUCAGCACCAAGAUGAGCUUUGCCGGGACGGUCGCCUGGAUGGCGCCGGAAGUGAUCCGUAACGAGCCGUGUAACGAGAAGGUGGACAUCUGGUCGUACGGUGUUGUACUGUGGGAGCUGCUGACCGGCGAGGUCCCGUACAAGAACGUCGACUCGUCGCAGAUUAUCUUCGGGGUGGGCAACAACUCACUCUACCUGCUCAUACCGAGCUCCUGCCCGGAAGGAUUCAAGCUGCUAAUCAAACAGUGCUGGAGCCCGAAACCACGCAACAGGCCAUCGUUCAAAAUCAUUCUCCAGCAUCUGGACAUUGCCGGGCGCGAACUGCUGCAGGCCUGUGCCAAGGAGCAGCUCGCCGGGUACUACGAGACGCAAAAGUCGUGGCGCGAAGAGAUUCGCAGCCACAUGACCAAGCUGACCAGCAAUGGGAUGAACAUCCAGAAGUAUGAACAGGAUCUGAUACAGAAGCGCAAGGACGAAUGGAAGCACGCGCAGGACAUUCGCAUGAUGUACGAACGGCGCUUGGAGCGAACCAACACCCUGUACCUGCAGCUCAGCGCCUACUACCUUCAGCUCGAGCAGAAGGAGCGUGACAUUGCUGAGCGUGAAAAGCACUUACCGUACAAAGCGCGCAAAUGUACCCUUCUUAAACGCGGAUCGGACAAAGCCGGCCGCAAACGGACACCGUUUAGUUUUCCUUCCAUGGCGGCUGCCCUACCCGGUGGGUGCGGCGAGUCUACGACACCUAGCCCAACGGCGCCUACCGGCCGGUGGCCGGUGGUGGUCACGUCACGGGCGGCCCUCUACGCUCAGCUGAAUCCUUCCGGCCCGCAGGGUGCCAAGUCGGUGGUGGUGGCUCCACCUCCCCCCUACAGCACGUUAGCCCCACUAGCAACGGCCGUAACGAGCGGUGCAACGACGGCAACAGUCUCACAACCCCUCAACACCAGCUCCGGUGGGCUUCCGGUAACACUGACUACGACGGCUUCGGGAAGGACAAAAAAGCUGCGCCACCGAAGGGUCGGUUCUGGGACGUUCAACUCACCGAAAGCCAGUCCCAGCCGUGACCGACGGGUACAGAGCGAACCGGAAACGCGCCACGUCAAGCUCGUCGACAUGGAAACGCAAACGGAUGCCAUGGACAUUAGCGAGACGGAUGCGAGUCCGAGCCCGAACGUGGCAACGAAACGCAUGUCCACGAGCUUACGUGAGGUGGAGGAGGAGGACCAAGAGCGCGAGCGCGAUGGGGCUUCGCUGGGUGGGUUGAGAAGCGAAGCAGCACCGGGAAGUCGGGACGAUGGAUCGCCGGUGGACGAGCAGCGUAGCAGUGUUUACCGGUGCAGCAGUAAGCCACAGUCAGAGGACGACGGGGAAGUGCCUGAGGACGAGGAGAACGGCAACUCGAUCUCGAUAUCGACGAUGACGAACAGCCGCAGUAGCGACAUGAUGACGACCAGCGGUGGAACCAGCGAGCACCAUCGCUACGGACGGCGAUUGCAGCAACAGCAGCAGCAGCAGCAGCACGGCAACCUACAGGAAGAGGAAGCGGACGGUGACGUCGAGGAGUACGAGGACGACGGGGAGCGUGAGUGUUCCAGCCCGGAUCCGAUCAUGGACGCGAUGAACAGCAACGAACGGCUCGAUCGUGCUUGUAGCGACGACGAUAAGAUCGAUACUCUCGAUCGGAAGGUGAACAUCAUGACGGAGCGGCUGCAGAGCGCAGCGGUGAUGGCCUACGGGAACCUGCUCAACGACAACAACGUGAUCGUGUACCGUUGCCAACAGCAGAGGCUCGGCUCCGGAACUGGCGUGACGAAGCAGCAGCAGCAGCAGCAAACCGUUGAAGGUUCCACAAUUCUCAUGAAACAUCCGGCUGCGGGAGGCAACUUGAAUGCUGGAGGCGGAGGUGUUGGGGCGUACCUGUACAGUGGCCCACUGGCCGCACCGGGUAGCGCUGCCAAAGGAAGCGACGAGACGGGGCGUGUCGAGCGGAGGCUUUCGGAGCAUCAGGACGAGCGGUGUACGGACAGUUGGACCGACGAGGAGGGCGAAGAGCCCGUCGAGGAGCUAUUCAACUAUGCGCUUCGUCGCAAAAGUUUGGGACGUCUUCCGAUUAAGCGGAGCCGCCGGUGCAAGCAUGCCAGCACGACAACGUCCGGGUCAGCUGUCGUGAGUCAACCCAGCCAACCAGCAGCCGCUUCCAACGGUUGUGGUGGUGGCGCCGAUCACCAUCACUCGCUACCGAUCGUGCACCGCAAGAUCCCGUCGAACGUGACGAUCUCCGACGAGGAAAACACCUCCGAAUAUAGUCACGCACCGUCAAGCCAACGGUCGACGCUUGAAUCGAACCCGGAACUAGCGUCCGCCGUGGUAAUGAAGAGUCGACGGAGCGAUCGGAAUGCGCUGAAGCAACAGAUACUCAUGCAAAAGAGUACCACAUCGGCAAAAGAUACGGAUGACGACGAUGGCGACGACGACAACAGGGCGGAUAGCGAUGCCGAGCAGCAGGAAUCUAGUGAGAGCAGUUCUGACGAAGAAGGAGCUCGAAGAGACGUUGCUCCAGUGGCCGACGUCGUCAAUGGUAAUCGCAUGUAGAGGACAGCGAUCGUUCGAUCCGAUGCCAGAUGAUGCCAUUUGGUUAGGCGUUUGAUGCUCUAGAUCUAGACUCUAAUCGCCUACCUAAUUGUCUUGAGCGACCGUCUCAUUAUUGUUGUACAUGCGUUUUUUUGGGGGUAAAAAGAUUCUGUUUAUCUAUUGUGUGUUCUGUUACAUUUCGAAAAAUUAGUUCAAGUUGCCUUUUAGCGGUGCCUUUUGCGUUUCCCUGUUUUUGUCCUGUUAUUUGCUACUAGCUUGUUCUUUGUUUCAUCUCAUUUGCCUCUGUUUGCAAUGUAAUUGUACAUUUCGUAGUUCCGUCCCUCUUCUGGCACAGAGCAGAGCCUCCCUUUUGCGGGUACAUGCCGACUGGAAGUGUGAAGCUGGCCAAGCUGGUUCACCUUUGCCGGUUGGUCUCUUUAGUAUUAAGGAACCAAUGCAUCGAUCUGCUGUACGAUGGAAGCGGGAGAAAUUCGAGGUAUUGCGAAACAUUCCUUGUCCGCGUCGUCGCCGAGAGGAUAUUAUAGACUUUACGGGUGGUGAUUUGGUGUGUACGGACGACGUGUGCCGUGUGUCGGCAUGCGACUGUAUUGUGAAUGAGAGACUGAUUCAAUCGAGAUAACUAUUAAUUGGGCGGCUUUAUCCUGUUUGAUUGUACACACUCUAAUGGGCGCUUGAACCCAUUAGUCCCAUCGGCGGAGUCAUUCCAAUACGUAGUUCAUAAGCGUAUUCUAUAGAGCAUAUAUACUAUCGACACAGUAAUCGAACACGGUGCAACAAUCGGACAGAGCGCGUACGAAAAGCUUGUGUGAGAGCGUACCUACAAAUCAUGGUGGCCUAUUUUACAGACGAUAUCUGUCGCACUUAGUUGUUAACGUAGGCUUAAUUAUUUUGGAAGUAAGUUCGGUCCCCACAGACCCCGAAAUAUUGUGAAUAAUCGGUGCCCCAUUGCGAAAGGUUGGGCGGUUGGGUAGUAGCAAUGUAAAUGCAUGAAAUACCUCUAAAGAACACGCAAAACUUGGGUAAAUGUUGUGCAUUCUUGUGUACAUAAUGUUCCACAAUGAUUACUUUUGCAGUCUGAGUUUAUCAGUUCCUAUUGAUGUCCUACUAAUUUUUCAACCCACUUACUUUAAGAUCGGCAAAAACAUUCCGCUGUAAUGUGUUUAGAUAACGUUUCAAAUUCCUCGAUAAACACAAACAUUUCAACCAUUACUCGAGCCUCUAAUGCUACCAUUUGCCUUACUGCGGAAACAGUGCGUGAACCCACGGACCCACGGAUGUCGCUGAUAGCGUUUGAAGUCCACUCUCCACAGCAAACUCUUUGGUACCUGGUCCUUGAGCGCUUGGUCGCUUUCAUUGGAUAAACGCAAGUCAAAUUUCUAAAAUGCGGUCCGCAAAACAAAUGAUUUAUAUUUGGAAGAAUACGGAGCUGUUACUGAAUUGCAAUCGAUGAACCUGGCGUUUUGCCUAGCAGAAAUGGUGCAUACCGUGAGAGAUAUUAUUUUUCGGAAGGUUUUCUAGUGUAAAUUGCAUCUCAGAACAUCCCAACGAAGCGGCAAGGGGCCACCUAACCAGCCGGGGGCUGAACGGUAAGAUACGAGAGAGAGGCAAAGUAGAAAGUUUUCAUAUGUGUGCGCCUGUCUGCACGUGGCUUGUACGGCACUUUUUACGUAUUUUUUCUACUGUUGCGAACAAAAGCAGAAGCUGGUUUAUGUUUGCCCUAGCGAAGCUGUAGUCUCUUUGAGCGAAAUAAAUUAUAACUCCAACUAUAUUGUAAUGAACAGUUAUCCGGAAAGCAAGAGACAGAUAUAAUGGAACUAUAGUAAUCGUUGUUGAUCUGGCAGUCUCUAAAUUACAAACAUAAUAGAUCCAAAUUCUUCUCUCUCCAACGCCACACUAUUAACGUCUGCAAAUGUGUACUCUCCAACGCGCAGUGCUUCAAUACAAAACCAGCAUAUAUGGGAAAAGGAACAUGAAACCCACAACAAAAAACAGGGAGGACGUAGGAAAGCAAACGAAUGGUAGAUGAAAACCUCGUGUAAAUCCACUAUAGUCUUGUAAGGUAGUCAGCCCAACUGGCUAACGGAAAGAAGUAAGGGUCUAAGAAGGUGCAAACGAUGCGAGGUAAUGAU
This is a messenger RNA of Anopheles bellator, 5657 nucleotides long. It is a transcript of the gene wnd, whose product is annotated as mitogen-activated protein kinase kinase kinase 10. NCBI's taxonomy places the organism in Eukaryota, Metazoa, Arthropoda, Insecta, Diptera, Culicidae. The record is from RefSeq and is a predicted model, not a curated record. Gene Ontology annotation, biological process: protein phosphorylation. The transcript has 6 exons. Bases 1 to 3528 code for a protein of 1175 amino acids. Gene Ontology annotation, molecular function: JUN kinase kinase kinase activity; ATP binding.